Messenger RNA from Darwinula stevensoni, 732 nucleotides. The record is from the annotation of a GenBank genome assembly. NCBI's taxonomy places the organism in Eukaryota, Metazoa, Arthropoda, Ostracoda, Podocopida, Darwinulidae.
AUGGUCGGGCAUCGCAUGGGUCCAGUAAGUCUUCCUCCUUCGGGAAGACAUUCCUGGGAUCACGGCGGUUAUUCCUCUUCGGACUAUGAGGCAUAUCGAGACUGGACAGAGAUCUCCAGUCUGAAUGAACACGAGGACAUCGUCUACGAACAAGCAUCCGGAACUGGAAGGUCACUUUCUGAAGACAUGCUCGAUUAUGGAGAGGAUCCAGAGGGCUUCUAUUAUGCGAUGACCCCAAUGAGGCAUUCCUCAACCUGUUUCACUCCGCUCUGCGCUCCGUCGGAAUACAUCUCACUGCCGUGCUAUCGCCAUGUGCAGCAAGCAACGCCGUGCUCGGUGCACCAGCACCAUCCGCACCCGAUCUGGAUCCCGGCCACCAGCCUCCCGCCACAUCCACGUUCAAUCCGGCACAGCGGAGGGACAGCUCCUCCAUCCAUCUAUGUACCAAGGCCGAAAGCUCUCAGUUCGCCGCUGGCUCCUAAGAUGUCGCCACUGCCGAUAUAUUCACACUCACAAAGGAGUUCCGUGGAGGAGAUGUGGGAGGGAGAAGUGGAUUCAAUCGCAAGGAAGAACAAAUGGAAAUCUGCCGUUAGAGUCAACAAAUCCGGACAUUUGGUCAUCGAUUACAGCACAAAUUGGCAGAUACUGGACUUCCAGGUUCAACUCAGGCAGCAGAAGGGUAUCUCCUAAGGUUUUUGUUUGUCUCCCCCAUGAAUCUACAAAACUCCAGAG